This is a messenger RNA of Dacryopinax primogenitus, 813 nucleotides long. Its product is annotated as S-adenosyl-L-methionine-dependent methyltransferase. Bases 1 to 813 code for a protein of 270 amino acids. The transcript has 4 exons. The record is from RefSeq and is a predicted model, not a curated record. NCBI's taxonomy places the organism in Eukaryota, Fungi, Basidiomycota, Dacrymycetes, Dacrymycetales, Dacrymycetaceae.
AUGACUGCGGAGCACGGGACGAAGUAUUUGUUGAUCCAUGAUGGACCUGAGGCGGAACGGCUCAAUCGGCAACAUGAGCGCCUAGAAGCACUCUUCGAUCACCGACUUUUGCCUGAGGGGCUUGAGCUGAAAGCGGAUGAUAGAAUGCUCGACUCGGGUACUGGGACUGGCAUUUGGGUCUGCGAGGUCGCCUCGAUGCCUACUGUACCGGAGACAGUACACAUAGACGGGAUCGACAUCACCUCGCAUCUUUUCCCGAUCUCGUUUCCCCCCAACGUGCACUUCUCGAUCGAGAACAUCCUCCACCUGCCAGAGUCGGCUUAUUCCAAGUAUGCACUCAACCUCUUCGCCGCACUUCGGCCCGGUGGAUGGCUGAAGAUGGAGGAGGUCCGCGCUCGGAUACCAGAGACACUCCCUCACUCGCAGCGGCUCAUGAAACUCAGCCUGGAAGUUGAGCACGUUCGAGGCAUCGACUUUGCCGCUGUGGACCAUUUUGAUACCUGGCUAAAGGAAGUGGGAUUCGAGCAGGUGCAGGUGGAGACGAAACCUUGGAUGCUAGGACCGGGAGAGACGUGGAAAGAGAAUCGGGAGCUAUUACUUGGGGCUUGGAGGGCCAUCCGACUGGGGACGAUGAAAGCGGGUGGGUCAUACGAGUCCAAUGCUUUCGAUCACGCGCUGAUUGUUGCAGGCCAUUCUUUCGGUAUCAGCGAGGAGGAAUGGGAACGGUUCAUUCGCGACCUUACACAGGAGCUGGAGGAGAAUGAGGCCAGAAUGACGAUCUUCAGCUUCACGGCUCGCAAGCCGGUGCAUUGA